AUGGCUUUUGACAAAGACAGAGUUGUUGGUCAAGGAGGUCUUGGAACUGUUUAAGGAUAUCUGAAAGAUAAUUGUAUCGUUGAUAAAAAAUGCAAGUUAAUUGAUCGCAAUCAAAUUGAACAAUUCAUAAAUGAAGUCCUUGUCCUUUCCCAAAUCAACCAUAGAAAUGUGGUUAAGCUCUUAGGUUGUUUCCUUGAGAUGGGAGUUCCACUAUUGGUGUAUGAAUUUAUCAACAAUGGAGCACUUUCUGAACACUUACAUAAUAAAUUAAAGGCGUCAACUCUUUCUUUGGUUAUUCAUCUGAAAGUUGCUGCAGAAACUGCUGGAUUACUUUCCUACUUACACUCAGCAGCUUACCCUCCUAUCAUUCAUAGAGAUAUUAAGUCAGUCAACAGGAUCCCUAACGAUGGCUCAAUUCUUCUAGACAAAAGCUACACAACCAAAGUGUCUGAUUUCGGAGCAUCCAGGUUGGUUCCUGCUGAUCAAACCGAGAUAUCUAUAUUAGUUCAAGGAACUCUAGGAUAUUUAGAUCCUGAAUACUUGCAAACAAGUCAACUCACAGAAAAAAAUGAUGUAUACAGUUUUGGAGUAGUGCUUGGAGAGCUACUAACCGGGGAUGAUCGACCUACAAUGAAGGAAGUUGCAGCAGAAGUGGAAGCUGGAUCGAGAUUGAAGCACUCGUGGGCUCAAACUGAUCAACAUUCAGAGGAGAUAGAGUCCUUAUUGCAGGACACUCAACCGUUGGGAUUUGGAUACGAAUAUAGUGAACACUGUGUCCAUAUUGAUAGUAUAACGAGCCACAUAACUUUACCAUUUCCUGGAGGAAGGUGA
This is a messenger RNA of Solanum pennellii, 831 nucleotides long. Its product is annotated as putative wall-associated receptor kinase-like 16. Gene Ontology annotation, cellular component: plasma membrane. The record is from RefSeq and is a predicted model, not a curated record. Lineage: Eukaryota; Viridiplantae; Streptophyta; Magnoliopsida; Solanales; Solanaceae. Gene Ontology annotation, biological process: cell surface receptor signaling pathway; protein phosphorylation. Gene Ontology annotation, molecular function: protein serine/threonine kinase activity; ATP binding.